Molecule: messenger RNA, 2355 nt
Organism: Priapulus caudatus
Lineage: Eukaryota; Metazoa; Priapulida; Priapulimorpha; Priapulimorphida; Priapulidae
Product: protein sprouty-like
Exons: 2
Coding region: 584-1489 (301 amino acids)
Biological process (GO): negative regulation of MAP kinase activity; negative regulation of Ras protein signal transduction; negative regulation of fibroblast growth factor receptor signaling pathway
Cellular component (GO): membrane; cytosol
Source: RefSeq, a predicted model, not a curated record
CACGCACGCAGUAACGUCAGCAGCAGCAGCAGCAAUAGUCUUCGGUGAAAACCUAUAGCGCACACACGCGAGAGCAGAAGAUAGCUGUGAACUCUAGUAGCGGGGGGCUGCCUACGCGCAUGCACGCGCGCUGCCGAUGGAUGGAUGAUGUGACGCAGAGUGCAACGCACGUCUGCGAUGUAUGAUCAUCAUCAUCAUCAUCAUCGCCGUCAUCAUCAUCAGCCACGAUGCUAGCUCUACCGUACUGUGAAGACAACGACGGCUAGUAAUAGCGCUAUCUGUGCUGGUGACAUUGUGGGAGUUACCCGCAGCGAACACACACACACGCGCGCACACGCGCGCACACACUGACUGACACACGGAAACGAGUGAGGAUAACGGAGGGAGAAAGAUAGCGGAAAGUGAAGGAGAAAAAAACAAAGAAGAAAGAGAAGAAUUGAUGUGAUAGUGUCGUAUUAGGACAGACUACUCCGCGCCGUCUGGAUAAAUAUCUGUUUUUGAACGCAUGUGAUUCGAUUACACUACAAGGAGACGUAUAGCGUAGUCGUCGCGUAGUCGCGAGCGAGGAGGAGGAGGAGGAGAGAUGGCGCAGAUCGUGAACCCAGCGCUGCCGACCGGCGGUCACUUCACGGCCGUGCGGCCGACGUCGCUGCCCGCGGUGCACGCCCUCCGCGCGACCCCGUCGCCUGUCCGCGAGGUCGUGAGCCUCAGCCACCUGCGGCCGGCAGUCGCCGUCGCCGCGGCGACCGCGGCCGGACGCUCGCAGAACAUAUACACGGAGUCGCCGGUGCGCAGCAACAGCCACACGAAGCUGCUCGAGGUGUGCUUAGACGGAGGCAGCGGCGCGGGCAGCGAGAAGACGCGCCAGAGCAGCGGAAGCUCGGCGGGCAGCGGUGGCGCCCUCGUCGUCGUCGACAAGCAGCCGUCGAAGACGACAACGUACCGCAAGGUGGCGUGCAGCGGCGGCGGCGGUGGCACGAAGCAGCAGCGCGGCAACAACAACGUCGCGCCGCCACCGCCGCCGCAGCAGCAGCACGCGCCCGAGGUGAUCAUCUGCCCCGAGUGCGGCAAGUGCCGCUGCGCGCUCUGCACGAAUCCGCGGCCGCUGCCGGAGAAGUGGCUCUGCGGCAACAAGUGUCUGUGCUCGGCGACGCAGGCCGUCGACUACUGCACGUGCAUGAAGUGCGUGAAGGCGGGCUUCUACCUGUGCGCGGGCGACGAGUCGGACUCGGGCAGUGAGUCCGUCGACGAGCCGUGCUCGUGCGCGCCGGAGCAGCGCGGGUGCGCACGCUGGACCUGUCUCGCGGCGCUCUCCCUCGCGCUGCCGUGUCUGCUGUGCUACUGGCCGCUGCGCGCAUGCACGAGACUCGCUGAGCACUGCUACAACUGCUACCACGGCAGCGGCUGCCACUGCCAGCACCGGCCCGCGUCCGCCCGUGACGCCUUCGACCGGCGCCUGCUCGACCCCAACUCGGACUCGACGGGGUAGGGGGCGCCGCCGCGGCGCAGCGAGGGAAGGUCGGAGGAGACCAUGUACAGUAUUGUGUGCUUUCAGUAGUCGAACGAGGAGGCGUGCUGGCAUCGGGCCGGGCAGCUAGCCUGCCAGCAGGUGGCGCUUCUGUGUGUGGGACGAGGCGAGCGGGAGGCUAACGGCAGAGGCAGCUGAGCGGACGAGACAAGUGAGCGUGCGGGCGGCACACCGAGUGGAGCUCACCCGACGGCGCGUACCUGUAAGAUCUAUGUUUAGUAUAGAGGGCGCCGGCGCGAAAGCCCGCCGCUCGUAUUUACGGUUUGUGAGUUUUGCAUGCGUUUCCGCAUAUCUUCAUCGUCUGAUUCUUCCUCUGGUCGUCCGUAAGGAUGAUCUUGGAGAAUCACACACCCAAACUCGAGUUAAAUUUUCAUUCGAUCCCCAGUUAAAACCCUCGAGCGUGGACGAUGUGGGUAGGGUUGGGACUCGUCGCGGCCCCCGGAGAACAACGUAAAGUGUGGCGUUGUAACGUGUUACAGUGCGUACGUGACAACCGCAAUGAUCCAUCUACCAAAACAUUUUGUUCUUUAAAGUCGUUGCAUCUUCUCCCUGGUUGCUUCUCGUAGCGGGCAAGCUCUGAGAGCGCAAUACUUAAAAUUCUCAUGCUGGGUCAUUAAUGAAGCCAAAAUAUUCCGGCAGGUUAGCUUACUAAUUAGCAGCCUUCGUGUCGUGAAAUGAUCAACGGAGCUAUUCGCUUAUUUCUGUCGCUGAAUAUGCUAUGGGUACAUACAAUGGCCUCGGGGGUUAAAGUCCCAUGUCUGAUUUAAAAAAAAGAAGGUACGGAUAAUUUGAAUUGGGAAUCCAUGAAAUAUCUUGCAUGUCUGAUU